Messenger RNA from Aspergillus eucalypticola CBS 122712, 4983 nucleotides. Its product is annotated as ubiquitin-protein ligase RKR1. The transcript is spliced from 7 exons. Gene Ontology annotation, cellular component: RQC complex; cytosol. Lineage: Eukaryota; Fungi; Ascomycota; Eurotiomycetes; Eurotiales; Aspergillaceae. Gene Ontology annotation, biological process: ribosome-associated ubiquitin-dependent protein catabolic process; rescue of stalled cytosolic ribosome. Gene Ontology annotation, molecular function: zinc ion binding; ubiquitin protein ligase activity; ribosomal large subunit binding. The coding region runs from base 1 to 4953 and encodes 1650 amino acids. The record is from RefSeq and is a predicted model, not a curated record.
AUGAGCAAGAAGUUCAAAUCUCAGGCCUCAAGCAGCCGAGCUGCUGCCGGCACUUUCGGCGGCUUUGGUGGAUUCUCCGGCGCAUUUUCUAGCCAAGGAAAAGAGCCAUCUUCACUUACAUAUGUGGCUGAACCGCCGGAUCUUUCCCGCAUAUCGGAGGCACAAUUAGCGAUUGCGUUCAAGAACUUUCUAAAGAAAGAUGAAGUCACCAGAACGAGAGCACUGGAUGAUCUGCGAGAUCAUGUAUCGAGUGUCGAGAGUCGCAGCGGAACUCUUGAUGACGGGUUCCUGGAAGCUUGGGUAGUUGAUCAUGGUUCGGAACAUCGGCAGAUUAAAAUCUACCCCCGCGCUUCCAUAGAUCUGUCCCGCAGGGUGAGACAAACCGCUCAUUCUACUCAAGGGUCGAUUGCCAGUCUGGUGGGAAAGCGAAUUGCUCGCUUCCUGCCCAAGGUGAUUGGCGCGUGGCUGGCGGGGAUCUAUGAUAAUGAUAGACCUGUCCAUCAGUCUGCUUUGAAGUCUUUCACCCGCGUCUUUUCGACUGACGAGAAGAGAAGCGGCGUGUGGAAGGUCUACCAGAGCGCUAUCCUAGAAUUUGUGGAUGAUGUCAUCCUGCAGCAGACUGCUCUGACAUUGAGCGAUGAGCGAACAGUCAAGCCUGACGAUGCAGAAGCGAAGUAUGCGCGUGUAGCUGGCACUGCGCUCUUGUUAUUCAACCGAGUUCUAGGACACUCGACCCGCGAAGAUCUGCAGAAGGAUCUGCCGACCAUCGAAACUCUCUUAUGCAGCAAAUCUCUAUGGGCGCUUUCUUAUCACGACGACCCUUUUGUGCGCAAAUCGCUCUACAUCCUUACUCGAUCAGCUGUGUCUAAAGAGCCUGAGGAGCUUGAUUGGAAGCUCAUCAGUGCUGCCUUGAUUGGCAAGGCUUUGCACAGUCCCCAACUUGGCUCCGCAUCGGAGCUUUCCGAAACGAUUUUGCGGGUAACGUCUGCAAGACCGCAACUAUGGACAGAGGACUAUUCUGGGAAGUCGCCUCCUUCCAAGAGACUUCUUCAGUACAUACAAAAAGGUUCACAAAGCGGCACAAGCUCCUUCUGGCCAAAUCUUUGCCAAUUACUCCAGACGAUUCCUUUCGAAACACUGGCCAAGAUUGACUCGCAAUCUACAUCUGAUUCUCUUGGUCUGUCUGGUGCGGUUGCACUAACAGAGUCGUUCCAGGAAGGACUCACUUCUAGGGAUGAGCCUCGACAGAAUCGUGCUGUUGGUUGGAAGGCCUACAUUGACACGUCGAUGUGGCUUGCGCACCGGCUUUCUGAGGAGGAUAGGGAAAAAUUCUUGCAGGACAGGCUUGCUCCGUUGAUAUUGCAAUAUGUCAAGCCUGAACAAGAUCGUCUUCAAUGGACUCUUCCCCCUUCGUCAGCGGAAUCUAUCUGCACGGAUUGUCUCGUCGCAGUUACAGCAAAAGGCUACAAAGCGGUGGUCGAGCAGCUGUGGACAAAGUUGGCCGAUGGCCUACUCGAGGCCGUAAAGCUGUCAUCACCAGAGCAGUCCAAGGACUUCAAGUCCUCACAGGACGCAGUAUGUGUGGAGGCUGAGCGUCUGUUCUCCUCGGAAGCCUUGUUGCUUUCGCGUUUGCAUGAUACUGCCCAUGAGACAAGCAUUUUGGGUGUAUUCAAGAAUACAGGCCUAAAAUUACUCGAUAAUUGCCUGGAGGUGUUGCGCUCCAGGAAUGGUAAGCCUUAUGGAGCGGCUGCGGUUGUCGAAGAAAUAGUACGCAAAGUCCCGCAAAUCGCGCAAGGCUCGCAGUCGUUGUUGAAUUUUGUUCAGCAGGAUGCGCCUGAGCUCUUGGCAUCGCCAUCCGCUGAUCGAUUGGUAUCCAUUAUCAUGUCUUGCCGAUCUUGGGAAGGGUUCGGACCUAGCUUCGAGAAGGUCGUCGAGCGUGUGGCACAGUCGGAUCCUGAGUCCUCAAAUGUACAUGCUGUUCAGAAGCUUCUUUCCACUCUUGAUUUCCAGGAGCUAGGCGACAAGAGUGGACUGGUUUCUUUGGUCAUGCGGGCCCUAGACCAAGCUUGCAAGGGCAGCGACCUUCACUGGUCCAUUGUUGUUGCCGUGCUACAGAACCAUACUUCUCUUGGGCAAUUGACGGACUCGAUUUUCCUGUCUAUUGUGGAUGCCCUCUCUGAAGAGAGCAAGGUAUUUGACACGCUACAUGGACUUUCUCGCAUCUCCAGUUCGGUCCCCACUGCUGUCAGAAACUUCCAGAGCGGAGGCCACGGCUCAAAGUUGUCUGGUAAGCUGUUGUUCCUUACCGAGUCGUCGGAUGAAGAAGUAGCUAGUCUCGCAGAGUCGCUGUCCAAGACUGUGAAAGAUUCCGUCGUCAGUGAGACAAGCGCCAAAUCGAGCUUUGAGAUCCUGCAGCACCAGUUCGACAAUGUGAAUCAAAUGUCACUUUCCAUCGAGUCCAUGUUGAGCAUCGCGGAAGAGCUGCUACAGAAUGUCCCUUCCGCGGACAUUGGAAGAGUAGCGAAGGACAUACUGCCGUCUCGUCAAUCUUGGGAGAAUUCCCUUGGGCCUUUUCUCGAGCUCCCUCCACGGCUAUCGGCUGCCGUCACCAGCCCGCUCGCCGGUACCGUGCAUCUCGUUGAUCGCAGUGUGUCAGACGCAUUCCGGGAACGCUACGCACGUACUCCGCGCGACUCCAACAAUUGCUCGUCGGCGUUCCGUCUGGCAUUCUACACCAUCAAGAUUCUUUCUUCAUUCGAUAUUAUUGCACAUUUGGAGAUUGAGGAGCUUGAGACACUGUUUUACAAUGUACCCCUAACAGUGCAGCUUAUUGAUGAUGACUUGAGCGUCCAAAAUUGCAAUGGAAUAACCGGCAUCACACACCCCGAGCAGCGUGAGGAGUACAUGGAAGUAGUCAGCGAUGGUCGGAAAGCCGUGAAUGGCUGGGCUCAGUCGCAAAAACUGAAUGCCGGUAAAGGACUGUCAGUUGGUUCUUUGCUUUCUACAUUCUGGACAAGCCAGGUCGAGAAGCUGGACUCCCUUUCUCCGUUAGACUACCAAAUUGGGUUGGCGUUUGUGAAAAUUAUGGAAGCUGUGGAUUCGUCAAACAAGAGUCGGUCAUCAGAAGAGGUCACACAACUUUGCAGGGAUAUGCGAAAGGCGAACGCCAUUCGGUCGGCCUCUUGGGUGACCGUGCUACGAAGUGCCAUACUCUCCAACCCUGCCGGCACACGACUGUGUAACGAGUUUGUGGCGGACUCCACGGGGUUGAAGCCCACCGAAGAGAGCAAAGAUGGUCUUCGCAAGCUGGUCCUUUUGAAUCUCCUGUUAUCUGGAGAAGAAGAGGUUGCGGCCUCCAUUCCCACACAGCGUUUGGUGUUCCUUAUCAAACAUCUCAUUCAAUGCCUACAGUCUGAGGGCACAUCUCUGAGCAUCAAGGCCGAGAUUUUCCAAGUCCUGGUAGUGAUGCUUCCUAACCUACAGGAAAUCUACGGCUCCCACUGGGAGGAAUGUAUGGAUAUCCUUAUUACCACAUGGCAAGAGACUGGUGGUAGCGACGAAGCCAUCCCUACUCUGCUAUCGUCAUUCAGACUCCUUUCUCGUCUUCAGUCAAUCGCAGGCGACGAGGAGAGUAACGAUGAUGUGAAGGAUGCGUGGUCUGAUCGGAAGAAUGCACUCUUCAAUAGCUUGGCAUCAACGCUCCAGAAAUUUGGUAAGUGUUGGAAACACGGUUAUCACGUAUAUGCUGACUGGACAGAUUCGUCCACCACCUUCCACCAACCUCGAGAUGUGGCUGUUGAUCUGUUGUGUCGCUUCCUCAACGUUAUCCCAGUUGAUCACAUGGAGGACGCGAGCAAGUUCUUCCCUCUUAUCACAGCGCAGAGCCCUGCGGUGCAACGCGCAGCUUACACAGUCCUCCAUCGGUACAUCCCCAGCGUGCAAGAACAAGUGUCAUUUGACGUGGCGCUGUCGAAGACGACGGUCGGACUGCCUGACGAGCUCAUGUCUUUGCUGCUCGAAGCACCGACUAUGGAAGGGGUUAACGCCGCCUAUGGCGACGACAGGAUGUGGGCCGAACUACGGUCGUAUCUGCUAAGCUGGAAGGUGGUUUUCGAUCACUUCGUUAACGCGUCUCUUACUGUCCAAGAGAACUACGUGGCUAGUAUCAAGGACAACGAAAGUCUCAGCCCACUUUUGGAGUUCAUGUUCGAUUUCCUCCAGCGAUCGGGCGGAAAGAUGGUGGAUGCAUCCAAGUUUGACAUCCGCUCCUUCGAGCUCGAUCAGUCCGAGAGCGCUGAGAAGGAGAUUCAAUGGCUUCUCGUGCACUUGUAUUUCUUGUGCUUGAGGCACCUGGCCAACAUGACUAAGAGUUGGUGGCUCGAUACGAAGAAGCGCAUCAAGGGGCCGGUGGAAUCCUGGACCGAGAAAUUCAUCUCGCCUUUGGUUAUCGAGGACUCGCUCCGGGGAGUCACUGAAUGGACAGCCACCCAGGAUCCGAACGAAGAGCGGGCGCUGAACGUGAAGAUCUCACCCAAGACUGCGGAGAUCAUUGCCAGCAUCCCGGUGGAUGAAGAGUCGCCACCAGUGGCAUUGUCUUUGUCCCUUCCUCCGGCUUAUCCACUGCAGCCAGCGUUGGUUGUGAGUCGAAGCCGUGUGCUCGUGGAUGAGAAGAAGUGGCGCAGCUGGUUGCUGACCAUCCAAGGGGUGAUCAUGUUUGCCAACGGCAACCUGGUGGACGGACUGCUGGCGUUCCGAAAGAACGUGCAGGGUGCGCUCAAAGGACAGAGCGAGUGUGCGAUCUGCUACUCGGUCAUUUCGACGGACAUGCAAACACCGAACAAGCGGUGCGCGACGUGCAAGAAUACCUUCCACUCUGUGUGUCUGUUCCGGUGGUUCAAGAGCAGCAACCAGAGCACGUGCCCGCUGUGUCGGAACAAUUUUGUUUAUGUAUAGGGGGUGGGUAGUAGAGAUGUACAUAGAGAG